AUGGCGCAGAUGUUGGUCCUCGCCGUGGUGGCUUGGCUACUCAAAGACUGCCUGGCGGACAAGAGUGGCUGUGGCAGCGGGCCCUUCUUUAUGCGGCCUCCCUUCAACGAGAAGCACAGCACAGACGUAUGCAAGACCUGCAUUACCUCUGCCGGAAACUGCCAAUGGUGCCCUUUUAGCCAAAGCUGCGGGCACAAGCGGUCUUGGGGACGUUCGGCCUCAUGCAUGAAUGAUGGGGAGUAUAAACCUGUAGAUGCAGGCAAUGGCUGUGGACAGACCCCUCCGUGGAUGGAAAUUCUCGACAAGAACUAUGGAGCAUCCUUGGAUAGCACCAACUCAGACAUCAUGCGAUGUCUUCAGGAUCGAGUGGAAAGGUGGAAGGUUGACAAGGCCCCGCAGCUACCGGAGACAUGGGAUGAUGAGAAGAUCUCAGACUUUUCCUGCCUGUCGGCACUUUUGCGAGAGGCAGUGACCAGUAGUUUGGGGAGCUCUCAGUCAAAGACCAAGUUCUCUGCCCUCAUCAUGAACAGUUCAAUGACCUCUUUGACCAGGGCACCGAUUCGUGCCUUGGGGGAUAACUGGGGGGAGCGGGAGCCUGAGAUGACCUUUUGUUCGCUCUUUGAGCAGUUCUUCCCCAAGGAGACCUGCAAGGCCUGGGUCUACGGUGAGAGCGACUUUGCGCAGCUUCGUCUCAACAAGGCCAGUCCUGGCAGGGCAGGCCCAACGGAUUUGUCUUCAGAGCUCCGAAGCUCCUUUCAAGGUGGACACCUGAGGCCAUCGCCUUUGGGACUCUUUGAUGAGGACAAGCUGAAGGGUAUUCUGACCACCCAUGACCAGAAAUACAUGAUUCACGUCGAUUUCAAUGAACUCAAGAACUUGAAGACCUUGAUUACUGGGAAGGAAGGUGCCAUCAGCUUGAGAGACCACCUGGAAGGAAAUUCCUACUCCCUAGUACAGCGCAUCUACGGCCUGGUGUACAUCAAGAUCUUGGGGGUGAAAGCAUAUUGCUUGGUCAUGAGCAAUGAAGGCUAUGGCCUUGGACUCAAGACCGCAUCCAGCAACGUGGCACGUUAUGACCUCAAGGGCAAGUCCAGGAGUCAGAGCAAAAAGUCAAAGAAUCCCCUGAUUGGGAAGAAUGGUGACUUUGCCGAGCGAGAAGCGAACCAGCUGCCGAUGAAGAAUUGGCAGUGCAAAUCCUUGCGGAAGAAGAUUGCCCCGGACAUUGCUUGGCUUCAAAGUCAUGGCAUGGGAGAUUACAGUUUGUACGCUGAGAUUGCCUCUGGUGGACAGAAUCCUGUGGGCUGCUCCGGCUUGCCAGGAGUUCCCUUGUGUAAUGUGAGGGAGGAGAAGACGACCACAUUAUCCAUCAUCGAUUUCAUGCAGGACAGGCGCUCCUCCUCCGCUGAGAAGUUUGGUUCACAGAUGCUCGAGUUGGUGGACACCAUUUGUCACAUUGACAAGCAAGAAUCAAUGGAGUCCUGGCAGAUUUACUUAAUUGUCGCUUGCUUUGCCACCUUGCUCCUUUGUGGAUCCCUUCUCGGCUGGAAGUACGGCGGUGCCUUCCUCCGCUCCGACCGCCCCCACGAGCUCCGCGACGUGGAGAUGACCGGGCUCGCGACGAGCGGCGUUCCGAGCGGGCACGGCGGUCCCUGGGCUCCGUGA
Messenger RNA from Durusdinium trenchii, 1662 nucleotides. The record is from the annotation of a GenBank genome assembly. Lineage: Eukaryota; Dinophyceae; Suessiales; Symbiodiniaceae.